Molecule: messenger RNA, 567 nt
Organism: Rosa chinensis
Lineage: Eukaryota; Viridiplantae; Streptophyta; Magnoliopsida; Rosales; Rosaceae
Exons: 3
Coding region: 1-567 (188 amino acids)
Source: RefSeq, a predicted model, not a curated record
AUGGGUGGUGAUCAAAGUGAAGGUCAGGGUUCUAAGGCCAAUGAGGUUCAGAAAGUUGAGGUCUCUGUUAAGAGCUCAGAAGGAACAAUCAAGGUUCCUCGUGAAGAUGACAUAGAGGCCUAUGCCAAGUGGGAAGAUGAUGAUGGGUAUGAACUAAACAUAUUUCAUAGGCGAUAUAGAAUGCAACCUUGGGUUUUUGACAGGAUGAUGCGCGACGUGGCCAACUAUGACCCAUAUUUUGUUCAAACAAGAGAUGCUUGUGGGAGACUCAGCUUAUCCACUGAACAAAAGCUAACAUGCGCCAUGAGAAUGCUCGCGUAUGGCAUCAUAGCUGAUUUUUGCGAUGAUUACCUAGAUAUUGCGAAGACCACUGCCAUUGAGAUUUUUGAGCACUUCACAAAAGCAAUCUGGAAUGUGUACCAUGAGACUUACCUUCGCCGACCAACACCGGCAGAUUUGCGACGGCUGCUUGAUAAAGCUGCAGAACAGGGAUUCCCGAGGAUGGUCGGUAGCCUUGAUUGUAUGCAUUGGCAAUGGAAAAAUUGUCUCACCGGAUGGGCAGGGUAG